Molecule: messenger RNA, 387 nt
Organism: Trichomonas vaginalis G3
Lineage: Eukaryota; Parabasalia; Trichomonadida; Trichomonadidae
Exons: 1
Coding region: 1-387 (128 amino acids)
Source: RefSeq, a predicted model, not a curated record
AUGGAAGACAUUAAACCCAUAUAUCCGUCAGAUUACAAAAAAUAUACCCUCAUUUCGGAAGAUGAAACGAAGUCAGCAUAUAAAUCAGAAAUCCAACAAUUUCCCAUACUUAAAGCUGUCGACAACCUGGUUAUUGCAAAAUCAUUUGACGAAUGCAAACUCGGUACGACAGGAUAUUUGAUAGAUUUUAAUAAGUUACCAUCCGGUACUAAUAUUAAUGGAAUCAUAUUAAUCCAACCAAAAAGAAUACCUUCGAUGGUUCUUUUCUUCCCAACAAUGGGAUUCACAAUAUGCGAAGAAGAAAUGGAUAGUAUAAGAGAAUUCAUAAAAAUGGAUGAAAUAAAUGCUAUCAAUUUUGAUUACUGUGCAAAUGUGCUCAACAAAUAA